Trichosporon asahii var. asahii CBS 2479 is the source of this 993-nucleotide messenger RNA. RefSeq names its product nucleoside transporter. The transcript is spliced from 5 exons. The record is from RefSeq and is a predicted model, not a curated record. NCBI's taxonomy places the organism in Eukaryota, Fungi, Basidiomycota, Tremellomycetes, Trichosporonales, Trichosporonaceae. The coding region runs from base 1 to 993 and encodes 330 amino acids.
AUGCUGAGCAGAAUCAGAAAUCAGUUCAGCAGCCAGUGUCACGACGACUACGAGCCAGUACAGUCGGACGAUGGCCCCAACCUGCCGCCACUCGAAAUACACAGGCAACGGCCACAGCGUGGCGAAAUGCAGAGCCGCAGCGGUGGUCUCGUAGUCGCCUGCUUCUGGGCUCUUGGAGCGGGCAUCCUCCUCAGCUGGAACGACGGCACCGACGAAACGGCUGCGAUGGUCACUGAUCCUGAUGCUUGCGACCAUGAUCGUGAUGGUCUUCCCUCUGCUGUCCAACAUCCUUCCCUCCAUGUCGACCUCGGGCUCUCCGCUGCUGCUUCCGAUGCUCCUGCUCAUCGUGCUGGCGCUCUCCCUGUCCACAUCGAGACGUUAGCUGUCAUGAGUGGCCAAGGAGGAGUCGCCUGCAUUGUGUCGCUCGCCCAGGUCUUCCUCGCCAUGGCCGAGUCCAAGAACGCUGGCAUCCCAGAGAACGGGCAUGGGUCCACGAAGGCCGCCCAGGCGCUCUGGUUCAUCGGAGCCAUCGGCACCAUCGCUUGCAUCGCUGCUCUCCGGUACCUCGUCAGCCACCCUGACUACGUGAUCGUGCUGGCCCCUCUCGCGCAGCGAGAAGUCAGCGUCGAUGUGACGAGCAAGGACAUGACGAAGCGUGUGUUCGCUAAGAACAUCACUCUCGAGUUUGCUCAGCUGACCACAGGCUAUCUUCCCUCCCAUUACAACGACGAUCAUGUCCGCGAGCCGCAACCCGCCAUGGAUUCUGCAGCCAGCCAUCUUCAUCGCGAUUCACUUCUUCAUCUUCAACUCGCCGUGGGCUCCAUCUGCAUGAUCUUUGCUUCCUCACCCGAGCUCAACCCCGUCAUUGGCGAGGAGGAAAAGGAUCUGGCAGGCACUCUUGCCGCCUUUUCUCUCGUCGCCGGUCUCGCGUUAGGGAGCCUGUGUUCAUUCGCUGUCAACUACGCCAUCAACGGCAACCCCUUCGGCGGCUAG